GAACCAUCGCACACGUUCAGCCGUUUCCACACGGAACUGUUAUUGUGUGUGAAGCAUUAACGCUGCGCUACUGACACUACAUGCGAAUUAUGAUCAGUACCAAACUUUCAGACAGUCAUCGAUUAUUGGAUAUUUACAGUAUUUUGUAUACUUUAUAGAUGAUGAAUUUCUUCCGCAACCGUCUGGUGGUUUUGGGGCUGGUGUUGCUGGCCACAGUGCUGCUGUAUCUGCUGCUUCCCUCCAUGCGGCAGGGGAGCAUGGAGCCGUCUCUGGAGGUGCAGCAGCGGAUGGGGCUGAUCGCCGCCUCUCCUCCGCCGCCGCCGCCGCCAAACAGCAUCAACAUCACGGUCAGGACCGGGCAGCUGCCCGGGGACCCGCCGCUCUUCUUCAGGGAGGCUCUGCCCGUGGACAGCACUGGGCGACAGAUAGUGCCCAGGCUGCAGAUGGUGCUUCUUCAUGGUCAGGCCUUCACCUCUAAAACUUGGGAGGAGUUGGGAACCCUCAGCUUGUUGGCGACCAAUGGGUACCAAGCCCUCGCUCUCGACCUGCCCGGUUUUGGGAAUUCUCCGGACUCGGAGUCGGUAAAGUCGGAUCAGAGCCGCGUGGAUCUGCUAAAGCGUUUUCUGGAGUCUCUGGGCGUGCGAACACCGGUGUUACUGAGCCCGUCUAUGAGCGGCCAUUACGCCCUGCCGUUCCUUCAGAAACACAGCGCCCAGCUGCACGGCUUUGUGCCCAUCGCCCCCGUGGGCACCCGCGGCAUCACCCCACAGCAGUACCGCGACAUUCAGACUCCUACACUGGUCAUAUAUGGAGAGUUAGACACUAAUCUGGGCGCUCAGUCUCAUAAGAACCUGAUUCAGCUGCCUCAUCACACCGUGGUAAAGCUGGCAGGAGCGCGACACGCCUGUUACAUGGACAAACCCCGCGAGUUCCACCGCGCUCUGCUCGACUUCCUCAGCAAACUCGAAUGAGGGAAGGAGAGUGUGAGAACGGGUCGAACAAACAUGUGAAAAGACUUUGGAAGAGACUGAGUGAAGAAAAAGACAAGAAAAUGAUGAACAGGACUGCGGUGUAGCUGUAAAUCCAGUCCUGAAACAUAACACACACCUGAACGUUCUAUCAGCCAUCCACAUCUGCUCACUCCUUAUAAUUUCCCUGCGUGCACCAUCAAGAGAUGAGAUAUUAUAAUACAUCAAACAAACAAAACUUCUGCAGAGUUACUAUAGUAACGCUUCUUUUGUAGAUUGUAAACAUCCUUUUAUCAGUUUUGACAUUGUUGCAUGUAAUGGCCCGUCUGAAGGUUGUUACAUUUUCCGGCCUGAGGGUUGUUCUGUAAUGCUGUUGCCAUGGUUUCUGGUCUGACAGACUUUUCUGUAACAUAGUUACCAUGGUUUCAUUUCUGAGAGUUGCUCUGUAAUUCUGUUGCCAGGGAUGUUAGUGUAACACAGUUGUCAUGGUUUCCAGUCUACUCUGUUGCCAUGGUUUCUGAUCUGACAGAUUUUCCUGUAACAUAGUUGCCAUGGUGAAUUAUUCUGUAAUGCUGUUGCCAUGGUUUCCAUUCUGAGAGUUGUUCUGUAAUGCAAGUACGUUGCAUCGCUGUUUCCAUGGUGUCUUGUCUGAGGAAUGUUGUCAGAGUUGGAAUGUUGUCAAAGCGAAGUUGUCAUGGUUUCUUAUCUUUGGUUUGUUCCCGUAAAAUGGUUGCUGUGGUUUCCAACCCGAGAAAUGUUCCUGUAACUAAGUUGACAUGGUUUUCUUUCUGAGGGAUGUUCCUGUAACACAAUUGCCUUGGUUUCCAGUCUGAGAGUUAUUCUGUAACGCUGUUGCCAUGGUUUCUGCUCUGACAAAUGUUCCUGUAACAUAGUUGCCAUGGUUUCCAGACUGACGGUUGUUCCUAUAACACAGUUGCCAUGGUUUUUAGUCUGACAGUUGCUUUCAAUAACAUAAAUGCCAUGGUUUCCUUUCUGAGGAUUGUUCUUGUAACACAGGUGCCAUGUUUUUUGGUCUUUGGCUGUUCCUAUAAUAGGAAAUUCAUGAUUUCCUGUAUGAGGGUUAUUUUUGUAAUACAAUUGUUAUGGUUUUCUGUAACAACAAGAGUCACAUAACGCCAAAAAUCAGUGUCAUGACUGUCAUAACCCUCGAAUAUGCUUGACAUGUAACUGAAGUCAUCAAUCCUACAAGAACAUCUCAGAGAAGAAAACAGCAUUCCUCAUUUUUGGCUCGUAUUGGUUUAUCUUAACAUCAAGUGAAAUCAUGCAGAGUGUUCACACCAGCAGUUGGCACAUAUAUACAUAAUGUAGCAUGUCCAUGUGUGAAUGGCUCAACACAUGGUUUUAGAAGUGCAAAAAUAGAGAGAAAAGUUGCAGUAUUGGACGCCUGUAAAUUCAGUUUUUCGUUAUCAGUAGUUGUCAGACUCAUACUGGCAGUAGAUUAUUUCUUGCAAUAAAUAGAAAAUUUCCUGAAACUGCAGAGAAGAAAAAGUGUUCAUUACAUUACCACACCUAAAAAUGUAGGUGUUCGUUACAUAUUUAUUAUUUAUUGCUUAAAGCUUCUACAUGACAGAAACUGUAAUGUGUGUGGUAUUUAUGUGCUGUGGUCUGUUGUUUUCUUUGUUUAUAGCUUGUAAAUAUGAAUGUUUUAGAGGACUGUGAGGUACCUCUGACCUGUAAAUAUUUCCAACAUCACGAAUCUUCAACCUGAAGGGAUCUGUCAUUGGGACUGAAUUCAGAUUCUGGUGUGCAUGGUACUGCAGAGUCAUGAAACAUGCUUUUGUUCAAUGCAAAAUAAAGUUCAUUAACAUUAA
Onychostoma macrolepis is the source of this 2800-nucleotide messenger RNA. It is a transcript of the gene abhd14a, whose product is annotated as abhydrolase domain containing 14A. The transcript is spliced from 5 exons. Gene Ontology annotation, cellular component: cytoplasm. NCBI's taxonomy places the organism in Eukaryota, Metazoa, Chordata, Actinopteri, Cypriniformes, Cyprinidae. Bases 159 to 971 code for a protein of 270 amino acids. The record is from RefSeq and is a predicted model, not a curated record.